AUGGGAAGGCCCAUCCUGGGUGUGGGUGGCACCACUAAAGGGGAGGAAGGCCUGGAUAUAAUGAAUAGAGAAACUGUGCAUGAAAGGAAAGUGCAAACAGCAAUACAAAUAGGCCAAUCAUGGGCUGAAAGUUUGAUCCUGAGUGAUAGUGAUUUUGAGAAGUUGGAGAAACUAUAUUCUCCUAAAAGAAUUGACUUCACUCUGCUUUCAGCAGCACCUUCACCCACUAAAGGAUUUGGGAAGCAAUUGUUUUCACCAUAUUUGCAAAUGUUUGUGUAUAGCAGUGGAUUGUCAUCAAGUCCUGUUUCUAAUCCAAGACGAUUUUCAACCAGAAGAACCAGGAGAAGUCAGAGUCCAGGGAAGUGAAUUAGACCUAGUGUUCUCCCUCCUCUUAAAAGAAAAGGUGAGAUGGAAACAGAAAGCCAACUGAAGAGACUCUUUCAAGGCACCACCAACAUGCUCUGUCUGAAUACAGAGCAACUGUCUGAUCUCCGUUCAUGGUGGUAUUAUCAAAGAGAAGAAAUUCCUGCCUUCACCAGAUGUGUGGAGCAUCUACAAAUAAAUAAUGUUCUUUAUAUAAAAAAUUGUGUACAAAAGGAGGCAUCUAUGGGGCUGUUAGUGUUUCUGGUGGUAUCGUGGGGCCUUAGGUGCCUUGGUGAAUGUAAGGAACAAAAACUACUGCACUUGUGUCUUUUGAAGGCAGAGAUCCUUGGACUUUAA
This is a messenger RNA of Fukomys damarensis (Damara mole-rat), 720 nucleotides long. Its product is annotated as protein FAM122B-like. Gene Ontology annotation, molecular function: protein serine/threonine phosphatase inhibitor activity. The transcript has 5 exons. Lineage: Eukaryota; Metazoa; Chordata; Mammalia; Rodentia; Bathyergidae. The record is from RefSeq and is a predicted model, not a curated record.